Messenger RNA from Corythoichthys intestinalis (scribbled pipefish), 4945 nucleotides. RefSeq names its product A kinase (PRKA) anchor protein 12b (gene akap12b). Gene Ontology annotation, molecular function: calmodulin binding; protein kinase A binding. The record is from RefSeq and is a predicted model, not a curated record. The transcript has 4 exons. Gene Ontology annotation, cellular component: cytoplasm. NCBI's taxonomy places the organism in Eukaryota, Metazoa, Chordata, Actinopteri, Syngnathiformes, Syngnathidae. Gene Ontology annotation, biological process: signal transduction; regulation of protein kinase C signaling. The coding region runs from base 116 to 3943 and encodes 1275 amino acids.
UGCGGUUACUCAGCACGCAGCUCGCCCUUUUGCAGUCAGGUUUUUUGGGACACGGGGGUGGGGAAUCAACAGGAUCCCCGCAGGCAAGCCGGAACACAAGCACCGUCGCUCGGCCAUGGGAGCAGAGAGCUCAGCGCAGCAGGACAUCGCCCGGAGCGGGGAGGAGGAGGAUGCUUCGGCCAACAACGACAGCGUCCUUGACACAAAGUCCCUUCGGAAAAAUGGCCAAAUCUCUAGCAAGACCAGUUUGAGUGGACACUCAGAGGACAACACGCUGGCGGGAGUUGGCCAGCCAGAUGGUGUGUCUGUGGCUCAGAAAGAAGACACUUCAGAAACCAUGGACACCAUCGCAGACGAGCAGGCCCCUCAAGUGAACGGCGAGAAGGUGGAAAAGGAGUCUCCUGACGCCAACGACAUCACUCCCGUAGAGGAGAAGGCAGCGGAGGAGAAGCCCAACGAGACGGGUGAAGUCGGCUUCAAGAAGAUCUUCCGCUUUGUGGGCUUUAAGUUCACCCUGAAGAAGGACAAGAGCGAGGAGAAAGACCCUGUGAAGCUGCUGACUGUGAGAGAUAAGGAUGGAGAGGUGGUCAACGGACUGGAUGAACCUCCGAAGGAUGAGUCCAACGCCGAGGGCGAGAACGGUAUUGCCGAAGAGAAAGUUUCCCCUGACACUGAGACCGAAGUCACCAAAGAUACCACCAAUGCUGAAACCCCAGAUGGUGCUGCAGAUGCAGCAGAAGCCACAGAUGAAGCUGUCAAAGAUGAAGUAACUGAAAAAGAGGAGGAGUCCAGUCCACCACCCCAGGAGACUACGCUGUCCCCCUUCAGGAAGCUUUUUAGCACAGGCCUCUUCUCUAAUCUGCGAAAGAAAUCCAGCAUUAAGAGGACAAAAGAGGAGGAAGACAAGGAGGCAGCAGGCGAGGACGAAGCUGCUAAGACGGAAGAGGGGGGAGAUAAGCCAGAGGCGGAGCAAGAAACCAAGGAGGAGGCAACAGUAUGUCAAGAGAAAGAAAAAGCAGAAGAAGAGGCCCCAGCAUCACCGGACGAGGCUAAACCCGAGCCGACCUCUGAGUCUGAGGUCACCGCUGAUAGUCCUGCUUCUGAUGAGACAAAGCAAGAAGAGGAAAAAGCAGAAGAAGAGAAAUCUCCAGUGGAGGUAACCUCUGAUUCUGAACUAGUGUCUUCACAAGAGAAGGUAAAGCCCCAAGGGAGCCCUCUGAAAAAGCUUUUCACUGGCGCUGGCUUGAAGAAACGCUCUUCUAAGAACAAGAAGAGCAAGAAAGAUACUGAAGCCAAACUAACAGAGUCUGGGGAGCAAUCAGCAGAACUUCAGUCCUCCACUGAAUCCACAGAAGCGGCAAAAGCUGACAGUGGCCCCUCGUCUCCAGAGAAAUCAGGAGAGCAUGUAGUUGAAGCAGAGGGUGAAGAAAUUGAAGGUGAAGUUGUCUCUGACGGAGAGAAGAAAAAAGAGGGUGUUGUUGUCUGGUCUUCGUUCAAGAAACUAGUGACGCCCAGGAAGCGUGUGAAAAGACCUUCUGAGAGCGACGAUGAGGUCACAAGUGAGAAAGCCGCCAAGUCAGCAACUUUGUCAUCUUCUGAGAGCGCUCCAUUAGCAGAUAAAGGUGUAGAAGAGGAAGCUAAAGAAGAGAAACCCUCUGAAGAUGAGAGUAAGGCUGAAAACACUGAAGAGAAACUGGUCAGCAGCACAGAGGAGCCCAAAAAGAAAAUGGACACUUCUGUCUCUUGGGAAGCUCUGAUGUGUAUGGGAGGACCCAAGAAGAGGACCAGGAAGACAUCUGAUUCUGACGAUGAGGAAACCAAGAUUGAUGAGGAGAGCGCGCCAGCUGCAGAGGAGGGGAAGCAGGAGGAGAAAAACGAAGAAGGUGCAGUGAACAUUCAAAAUGUUGAGGCUGAAGGAGAAGGCUCUUCCUCUCCAGAACCUCCGACCAGCCCACCUGAGAAGGAAUCUGCCUGGGACACAUUGAAACGCAUGGUUAUGCCAAAGAGUAAGGCCAAAUCUGAGGAGAAAACAGAAGAAAGCACAGAACAGGUCCAGACAGAAACUGAGGUUCCAAAAGAUGAGUCAUCGUUCUCUUUGAGAAAGCUGUUCCCUGGUCUCAGGAAGAAGAAAGUUGAAAAACAAGCCUCCACUGAUAGCGAGGAGGACUCUGACACCCCAGCAGUGGUCCCGCUGUCAGAGUAUGAGACAAAACCAGAAGAGCAAACCGUGGAAACCACAAGCGUGGCUAAAGUGUCUUCUGAGGAGAGAACCCCUUCAUGGAUCGCAGCCACGGGGGAGCAAGGCGAUGACAAACACGAUCAGCUGAGCGACAUCACCGAAGAAGCAGAGAAUGUCGCUACCCCCAAGUCUGUUGACACCGACAAUGUGGAAGAUGACACUGAGGAGCAGAUUGCGGCGCUCCCAAAAUCUCGAGGACGUAAAUUAUCCGUAGCUGAAGUUGCUCAAGCUCCUCCCGCAGAAACCACCUCCAAUGAAACCCAAGGACUGAAGACAGAAAAAGCACAGGAAUCCGUGGCGGCCAUCGAAGCUGAGAUCAGUGAAAUUCCACCUGUGACAACUUCGAUCUGUGAAGACCCACCAAUUGUGACAGCCACAGAAGAAUUUGAACCACCUCUGGAGCAAGCCGUUACCAACACUCAUCAUCUCCUUGAGUCGCAUGCCCGUGACGAGGCCGUGGCCAUCUGCACUGGCCUGGGAACCAAAGAGAUUGCUAAACUCGCUCUGGAGAAACCUGCAACUGAAAUCACAGAGUGUGUUUCUGUGGUCACCGAUGCACUAAGCACUGAGGUCUUAGUAGAAGAGGACUCACUUCAACUGGAGAAGGCCAUUGUGACAGAAGACGCACUGUUGAACGUCCAAGUCCAACAAGUAAGAAGCACUGAAAUCGAACCUGUCCAAAUCUUGGAGAAGGAAGUUCUUGAUGUUCAAACUGCUGGGAAUACCUGCGAACCUGUGCCUCCGGCCAUCGCGACUGUCAACACUUUGCUGGAUCCGCAAACUGUUGAGAGCGCCACCAACGUGACGCCGACUGUAGAACUACAGAACGGAGAAGUUGAAAAUAACAAUGAAUUUGAACAUGCCCGUCAAACAAUAACACCAAAUGAGGAGGUUUGCGUCAUCAAAGAAACCGUUGUCCUCAUCAGUCCGCCCUCCGAUAUUUCAGAACUAGAGGACGCUACAAAACUCAACGGUAAUGAAGAAGAGUCCAGUCAAAUUGAGGCCCAGAGCAGUGUCAUCGCCCAAUCUGUCAUUCAGGACGCUGUGGAUAAAGUUUCAGUUCAGCCAAAAACCCCUGAGUCCUCCGCUCCAAUGACACCAGUCCAGGCAAUGAUGACCACCGAAAAGGAGAUUGAGUUUCCAGCAGAAACCGCCGUCAUUACCGACACCCCCGUCACCAACGAAAAAUCAAAAGAGAAGCCACUUUUUGUCGCUUUGGAAUGUGAAUCGGUCCCGAUUGAGGUGACGAAGAUCCUCGACCCAUCUGUGCUGGGAGAUGAGAAACCGGAGGAAAGCUUGAAGAAAGUUGUGGAAGUAAACGCAAGUGAAGAAUUUGUCAUAGUGGAAGAAGUGGUGGAGAUCAUUGGUGAGGGUCAAACAAACAACAAACUGGAGGCAGUGAAGGAGGAGCUGGAAGAAGAGAAACCGCAACCAGAGGUGAAGGAGAUCCACCAUCCCUUCCAGAUGGUUCUUAAGUCCGCGCAGGUGGUCGAAGAGGAGUCGUUCCAAGAGGAAGCGGUGGAGGAAAUCGGCAGCAACGGCCUCGCGGACGGCCAAGGAGACCGACCGGCGAGCGAAGACCUCCAAGCAGAGGAGAGGACGCCGUCAAAGUGCGCAGAGGUGAUGGCGCAGGUGAUGGAGGUGAUCGAGGAGGCGGUCAAGGAGAUCCAGCCUGUGUCCACAGAGAUCACACCGGCAUCGUGAGCAGAUGAAGCUGCAGAACCGUUGCCACGGCGACCAAGACGAGAGCGAUGACAAGAAGCAGAGGACGCUCGGUUACCACUCCCCCACUUGAUACGUCGGGACAUGGCUCCGCCCCGUCCUGCCCUGAGAGACACUGAGUCACCGAGCUUCCUGUCCAGCAUCCAUUCACCCAUCCAACACCUUCCCCACUUCCUGCAUCCACCCUAUCUCUGUCUCCACGACGGUGCAAGCAAGUGGACCAGUGUUUACCUGUGUGCGUGCGUGUAUAUGAUGCAUAGGUGUGAAAGAAUAUCAGAAGGUGAACAGAUUGUAUAUUGUAUUUAUAUCGCGAGUAUUCUUCCAGUCACCCUAUAUUUUUUCAUGUCAAGCCCUAUUUUUGUUUCCUUUGUCACACGAAAAAAAAUAUUUUGAAAAAUGCAAAAAGCAACAAGUCAUUACCAAAGCUCAUUGUUGCGUAAAACUGGAGAGGGGCGAUUAUUGUCAUUAUUCAAAUAUUCUGUAGCAGCCAUGGUACAAAAUGAGCCCGACUGCCUAAUUUACUGUGAAAACAACUUGUCAGAACACAAAAUACUGUUAGAUCAUCCUCACUUUUGGAGCUGUAGUUCGUGCAUUAUUUUAUGAAUGCACUUUUGAACACCCAUCAUAAAUUAGAGGCUGCUUAAUGCAUUUCUUCUUUAUUAAUUUGGGUUAUGAAUGGCUGACACCAGCAAGCUUUAUGACCAAAUGAGACCAACCAUUUAUCAAUACUUGCUUUUUUUUUGUACAUAAAUAUUCCACCCCAAACUUCUUUUAGUUCACUGUGAGCUUGUUAACAUUUGUACAGAUUAUACGCUUGUAUGUACUGACAAAGCCUCUUGUUAUAACAACUAAUAUGCUUCAUUGUCCCGUAAUAUUCACAUAAGCAUGGUUUUAACUGUCUUUUGUAUUUUCCAAGCUGUUAAUAGUACGGAUACACAAACGUGUCUAUAUUUCAUUCAAUAAAGUUUAGAGGGUUGGGGAAAA